Messenger RNA from Oncorhynchus masou masou (cherry salmon), 1222 nucleotides. RefSeq names its product metallophosphoesterase 1-like. The record is from RefSeq and is a predicted model, not a curated record. The transcript is spliced from 8 exons. Bases 1 to 1110 code for a protein of 369 amino acids. Lineage: Eukaryota; Metazoa; Chordata; Actinopteri; Salmoniformes; Salmonidae. Gene Ontology annotation, cellular component: endoplasmic reticulum-Golgi intermediate compartment. Gene Ontology annotation, molecular function: phosphoric diester hydrolase activity. Gene Ontology annotation, biological process: GPI anchor biosynthetic process; endoplasmic reticulum to Golgi vesicle-mediated transport.
AUGAUGCCGGGCUUGAGCGUCGUAUGCAGCGCCGUUAUUGUCCUGUUCGGAGCGGUUUGCAGCGUUUUCAUAUUCUGUGAGUAUCUGAUUUAUUACGCCGCGAUAUUACAGUGUGGUUGGCCAGGGAUCGACCAUGGUGCGCCGGCGGCUGAGAAGAGCGCAGACGGGCAACCAAAUGCGGAGGUUCUCCGCGCUUUGGUGCUUUCAGACCCGCACCUCCUCGGCGCUGUCGGAGGGCACUGGUUCGACAAACUGCGAAGAGAAUGGCAGAUGGAACGGGCUUUCCAGACCGCGCUGGCACUGCUCCGACCCGAGGUCGUUUUUAUUCUGGGAGAUGUGUUCGACGAGGGGAAGUGGAGCUCUCCAAAGAACUGGGAGGAUGAUGUCUGUCGUUUCCAGAAGAUGUUCAGACAUCCCAGUGACACAGAGCUGGUAGUUCUGGUUGGAAACCACGACAUCGGCUUCCACUACGAAAUGGACUGGUUCAAGUUACAGCGCUUUGAGAAGGCCUUCAAUACCACCUCCACCAGAAUGGUCACCAAGAAAGGAGUGAACUUCCUAUUGGUUAACAGCAUGGCGUUGCAUGGUGACGGCUGUCCUAUCUGCCAAUCAGUGGAGAAACAGCUGUACACACUGUCCAGGAACCUCAACUGUUCAUUACUGCAGCAUUACCCUCUGUACCGGGUGAGUGAUGCGGGCUGUACGGGUCGGGAUGCUGCUCCUCCUGAAGAGCGCCACCUGCUGUUCAGAGAGAAGUACGACGUGCUGUCUCAGGAGGCCUCUCACAGGCUGUUGCAAUGGUUUAAGCCCCGCCUGGUUCUCAGUGGCCACACCCACAGCGGCUGUCAGGUUCUCCAUGACAACCGGUACACAGAGAUCAGUGUUCCGUCCUUCAACUGGAGGAACCGCAACAACCCCAGCUUCAUCCUGGGUUCUUUCUCUCCAAGCGGUUACGGCCUGUCGAAGUGUUUCCUUCCAGAGGAGAGUACGGUGAUAGCUCUGUACUGUUCUACCGGAGCCAGCCUCCUCCUCCUCCCUCUGGUCGUGUGGAUAAGAGGUCUUCUCCAGUGCAUCACCUUCUGUCCCAUCAGCAAACACAAGUCUCUCUGAUCGUCUCAGGUAGAGGUUGUCCCUGACUGCUGAAUGAUACAGGGUCAGAUAAUGGAUGCUGUCGUCCCUCUGGUGCAGAGAGGUGGCUAUGCUGUCGUCCCUCUGGUGCAGA